AUGACUGAUGAACUGAUCCUAGAAAAAAGUACCAAUAUCUUCUGCGAAUCUACAGAAGAUAUUCAAAAAAGUCAUAGAAAGAACCCUAAACUUCUGCAAUUGAAUAUUCGUGGAAUGAAUAAUCCAGAUAAAUUCGAUUCGCUGAAAAUAUUCCUCGAAAAUCUGAAGAUAAAUAUCGAUGUUAUCGUAAUAAGUGAAACGUGGGUAAAGGAAAAGAACAUUGCCUUUUUCAAUUUACCAGGAUACAAAGCCACCUUCUCAUCUCGUUUAAGUAACGGCGGCGGCCUUGCAAUCUAUGUAAGGGAUGAUAUAAAGUUCACUAUAAAGCGCAAUACUGAAGAUGAUGGAUACCACCAUAUUGGAAUCGAAAUUUUACACUACGGAGAAUCGAUUACUGUUCAUGGAAUUUACAGACCACCAGGCUACAACUUUUCCAAGUUCAUUAACCACCUAGAGAUACUUCUCACCGAAGCAAACCUCAGUAAGCCCAUCUUCAUAUUGGGUGACCUCAAUAUUCCUAUCAAUAGGGAGAACGAUAGUGUAGUAUUGCAGUACCAAAGUCUCUUGAGUUGCUUCAGCCUCGCUGUCUCAAAUAACAUUGUCACCAGACCUGCUAGCAACAAUCUGCUGGACCACAGCAUCGUUCGCAUCAACGACCUCCGUUCAAUAAUUAAUUGCACAUUUGAGUGUGACAUCAGUGAUCACAGGCCUGUUCUCACUACUUACAUUAUCAAAAAAGCUUUACCGGAAGUUAAAAUCUUAUCUCGGCGACAUACGAAUCGAGAACAUCUCGAAAAAGACUUCGUUGAUUUCCUAAGAAAUGCUGAUUUUCGGAACCAAGACCCGAAUGCUAGAUUGAAUACUAUAACUGAGCGCUACCAACAACUUCUUGUUAAACAUACCCACGUCACUACCGCUGUAGUUCGAAUGAGGAAAAUUUGUCCAUGGAUGACUCUAGAAAUAUGGCAACUUUUGAAAUCUAGGGAUAAAAUUUUGCGGAAAUGGAAAAAGAACCCCACAAACCUCAAUCUUUCCGAACAAAUGAAGAGAAUGAAUAAGCAACUACAGAACGUAAAACGGAAGGCAAAAAUCGAAUAUUAUGAGCAACUUAUGAAUACAUCCAACAUGAAAAUUCUUUGGAAACGAAUUAACGAAAUGAUAGGAAAGAAUUCCAAACCUGUUGAGCUGACAUUGAAUCUGCAUGGAGAAUCUGUUGAUAGUCCAUUACCUGUGGCAAAUGCAUUCAACGAGUUCUUUACUGCAAUUGGACAACAUCUUGCAAGCCAACACCACUCGACCGGAAACAUAGAUGAAUUUGGAACCAUCAAGCGGAUCAGAAACUCAAUUUUUCUUCGACCAUCCACCGUCCGAGAAGUCAUAACAAUUAUAUCCAGUCUGGAUCCUUCGAAAGCUUCUGGAGUGGACAGUUUUCCUGUGUCAGCGCUUCGAACCCACCACGCGGUUUUAGCCCCUAUUCUCACUUCAGCCUUCAACGAUAGUGUUCGUAUGGGCAAGUAUCCCGAAUGUCUUAAGCUAGCUGUUGUCCACCCAGUGUUUAAGUCCGGUGAUCCUAAGGCACUUAAUAGUUACCGACCGAUUUCAGUUCUCUCUGCCUUCAGCAAGAUAAAUUCUGAAAAGUACGUGGAACUCCUGAAAGACAUUCUGGUUCCACUUGCUGAGGAUUUUAUGGCAGAAAGCUUCAUUUUUCAACAGGAUAACGCAGUCAUCUACGUCAGCAAGACAAGUAUGCGAUGGUUUUUGGAGCGAGACAUUACGGUUUCGGAUUGGCUCGCAGUCCAGACCUAA
Uranotaenia lowii is the source of this 1806-nucleotide messenger RNA. RefSeq lists its product as uncharacterized. Gene Ontology annotation, molecular function: catalytic activity; nucleic acid binding. NCBI's taxonomy places the organism in Eukaryota, Metazoa, Arthropoda, Insecta, Diptera, Culicidae. The transcript is spliced from 2 exons. Bases 1 to 1806 code for a protein of 601 amino acids. The record is from RefSeq and is a predicted model, not a curated record.